AUGGCAAUCAAUCGGACAACACCACCCAGUGGCCGCAUAGGCUCAUCCAAGUCCCGAUCCGGCUGUAAAACCUGCAAGAUCCGAAGAGUGAAAUGCGGGGAAGAAAAACCAAGCUGUCUCCGGUGUACAAGUACAGGCCGGAAAUGUGACUUUGAGAAUAAUGCCAUUGGCACCUCGCCUCCAACGCCGUCGAUGCCAACUUCUCUCAUCCCCAGCCCGAGUCACACGCUCUCCUCGUCGCCGAAUUCGGGACGGCGGGAACGUCGUGCUUUCGGGUAUUACUUUCAACAUGCUGCGCAGUAUUUGUCCGGUGGUAUGGACAUUGAUUUUUGGACUGGCGUUGCCCCACAGAUUUGCCGCACUGAGCCAGCUGUGUGGGAUGCCAUCAUUGCCAUCAGUGCUUUGUUUGAAUACCCGGAACAAUGCUUGGAUUUCACCUUUUUGAGACACAAGCAGAAGGAUGCUCAUCUGCUGAAGCAAUCUCAGAAAGAAGCUUUGGUGUGGUACUCGCGUUCGAUUUCAAGCAUCCAUUCCCAGAUCGAGCGUGGUAGCGCCGAUCCCUACAUUGCACUUAUCAGCUGUGUGCUAUUCAUCUGUGUGGAGACCAUUCAAGGGCGUAUGGAGGAGGCUUUACAACUCCUCAGACAGGGCAUGAGUCUGAUAUUGGACCUUCGGGUGAAGGCUCUUCAUGGGACGGUCUCUGCUAGCAAAGCUGCGCUCCUGGAGAACACCAUCAUCCCACUGUUUUUACGGCUGAAUACCAUUGCUCUCACGAUAUCCGGGACUCAGCCUAGUGAGCUCUUCUCUUUUGAAAAUAAUAAGUAUGAUGGAUUUUCAUCACUUGGAUCUGCUCGGCAGUCUAUAACCACCUUGGGAGCAGAGUGCAUCCUCUUCCAGCGAGAUGCGGGAGUUCAUCUCCAAGCCUUUGGCGGUGAUGUCUGUGUGAGCCAGGACCUGUUCAUCAAGCAACAGGAAUUGCAAGAUCGGCUAGCACGUUGGAAGAAGGCAUAUACAGACCUCUGCCAAAGCCUUCGUCACAAAUCACCGAUUCCGCUCGAGUAUUCUAUUUAUACCGAGCCAACCCUACUCGCAUACCACGCAGCUGCAUCGGUAUAUGUUGCGGGAAGCCUGACAAAACAUGAAACCGUCUAUGAUGAUUAUCUAGACGACUUCCGGGUAAUCGUCGAACAAUCCAGUCUUACCCUGGAUGCCUCGAAGAAGCCAAACGGCGCGCAACCACCAUUCACUUUCGAGAUGGGUGUCGGACUCCCAUUGUUUGUGGCUGCUGCCAAAUGUCGCCAUCCGGGGUUGCGUCGAAGAGCCUUGCAAUUGUUGAGACGGGCUCCACCAGUGCAAGGCUUCUAUAAAUGCCCGCCUGUUACUGCUUUGGCCGAGCACCUCAUGCAGGUAGAGGAGGGCCACAGUAUUGUGUUGAACAAGGCAGUUGGUCAGGAUGCUGCUGCUGAAAUUGCUGCCAUUGUUGCGUCUCAACAAGGACCAUUAUCUGGGAAUCACGUCAACGAAACGAUACCCCUCUCUCUUAUUAUUCCCGAGGAAGCCCGUAUCUGUGACACUGGUGUUUUUCGGCUCCGGGAUGGCCUUCCGUAUGAUGUCUGCGAGGACGAUGUUAUGAAGUGGAAUCCUGGCCCAGAGCAACUGUUCAUGACACUCAGAAGGCUUCGGCGUGAUCCUGUUACCACCUCAUGGGAGGUAUAUUGUGAUUGUAUACCUAUGAACUUUUGA
Molecule: messenger RNA, 1743 nt
Organism: Penicillium canescens
Lineage: Eukaryota; Fungi; Ascomycota; Eurotiomycetes; Eurotiales; Aspergillaceae
Product: Zn(II)2Cys6 transcription factor
Exons: 2
Coding region: 1-1743 (580 amino acids)
Biological process (GO): regulation of DNA-templated transcription
Molecular function (GO): DNA-binding transcription factor activity, RNA polymerase II-specific; zinc ion binding
Source: RefSeq, a predicted model, not a curated record